AUGCUUGCAAACUUGCAGAACGCGUUGGUUAGUGUUCUCUAGUAAAAUAACCAUUGACUUGCAACCUUGUAGAAGACCUUCAGAUAAAUUUUUACACGCUCCUUGCCUUGCCUCCUAUAUAUGAGUUCACUCAUUGAGUAGCCGUCUGCAACAAACAAAUUGAGAGAACUUAUUUGCAUAAUGGAUACUUUGUAUUCAAACUUAUUCAACCCUCCCUAUAUUUCUCACUUUUUGCUCCUUUUGUUUUUGGCAUCUUCAUAUCUGCACACUAGCAGUCACUUCUGUUUCUGUUUGGUUGAUGGAGUUCCAAGCACUGGUACUGUGAGAUCAUGCAUCGAGGAAGAGAGAAGUGCGCUUCUCAGUUUUAAACAGGAUCUCAAGGAUCCCUCUGGAAGGCUUUCUUCUUGGGCGGGUCGCGAUUGCUGUCAAUGGCGAGGGAUUUCGUGCAACAACCGCACCGGUCAUGUGGCAAAGGCGAAUCUCCGGAAUCAAUAUCCAUAUGUCUUGUAUGAUGAAGAGUGGGACGAGUUGGCUUAUAACCAGUCUUGCUUGGGGGGUAAGAUAAAUCCUUCUUUGCUUAGCUUGAAAUAUUUAAACUAUCUGGAUCUAAGCUACAAUGAUUUUGAUGGGAUUCACAUUCCUAAGUUCUUUGGGGAGCUUAAGAGUCUGAGGUAUCUCAAUAUAUCCUCUACAUCAUUUUCAGGAGAGAUUCCCCAUUCUCUAGGUAACUUAUCAGAAUUGAACUAUCUUGAUCUCGGCUUUUCUUAUAGUAUCUCAUUAUAUUCCACAAACUUGAAUUGGCUUUCUCAUCUCUCUUCCCUAAAAUACCUCAAUCUCAAUGGAGUGAAUCUUAGCAGCACAGGAGUUACAAAUUGGCAGCAUCAUCUUAACAUGCUUCCUUCCUUACUGGAGUUACACUUAUCUAAUUGCUUCAUUGAAAGCCUUCCACUAUCAGUACAGAAGAUUAACUUCACCUCUCUUUCGGUCCUUGAUCUGUCAUCUAAUUACUUCAAUACUUCUUCAUUUCCCAGCUGGCUUUUCAAUCUUACCAACCUCAGAAAACUUGAUUUAAGCUGGAAUUCUUUCGGUGGUUCUUUUCUCAGAGUCAUUGGAAGUAUGCGCAAACUGAAGUUUUUAAGUCUUCAUGACAACAAUUUUAUUGGUGAGAAAAUUGAAGAGUUUUUGAGGAGUUUGUCAAAUUAUCCAAAUCAUACAAUAGCAUUAGAAUCACUAGAUUUGUCAUAUUGUGGGCUCGAAGGCCAACUGCCGGACUCCAUAGGAAACUUGUCAUCCUUGAAAACAUUGGACCUAUCUAGUAAUAAUAUGAACGGCUCCAUUCCAGAAAGUUUAGGAAAACUCUCUGAACUUGUUGAACUAGAUCUUUCUUCGAAUUCAUGGGAAGGCAUUCUAAAGGAAGCCCAUUUUAUAAAUCUCACCAGAUUAAAAGCUCUUUCAAUAUCGACGGAUCCAAUAGAGAAGCCCAUGUCGCUCAACAUGGCUUAUGAUUGGGUUGCCCCUUUCAAGCUCCACAAACUUGGCAUUAGAUACUGCAGAGUGGGUCCUGGUUUUUGGAAAUUGAUUCAAUCUCAGACUGAACUAUUAUAUGUCACCCUUCAGAAUACUUCCAUCUCGAAUUCCAUACCAAAGGAAUGGUUGUCGAAGAUAUCUUCCCAAGUCCAACAUUUGGAUUUAUCUUACAACAACUUCAGUGGAAGACUUUCAUUACAAUUGAAGUUUCCAAAGCUACAGGAUAUCAGUUUGGAUCAUAAUCAAUUGGAAGGCCCACUUCCACUUUGGCUCCCUAAUGUCUACAACGUUGAUUUUCAAAGCAAUUUAUUUUCCGGGCCAAUUCCCUCUAAUUUAGACCAAUUGAUGCCCAAAUUGAUAUAUCUGGAUGUUUCUGAGAAUCGUUUAAAUGGUACUAUUCCACUCUCUAUUUGCAACAUGAAGGAUUUGACAGUAAUUUCGCUAAGAAACAAUCAACUAUUUGGAGAGUUCCCUCAAUGGUGGAGUUUGUGGAGUACAAUAAGCAUUAUUGAUGUCUCACACAACAAUCUUUCUGGUAAUAUUCCGAGUUCAAUGGGUAUCCCAAGUUCUCUUGAAAUAUUUAAGGUGAAUAAUAAUAAUUUUAGUGGUGAGAUUCCUUUGUCCUUACAAAAUUGCACUUCUUUGCUCAUACUUAAUCUUGGAGGCAACAAAUUCAUUGGAAACCUACCUUUAUGGAUUGGAUCAAACGUAUCCACCUUGGAAGUGUUAACACUGCAAUCCAACCUUUUAAGCGGGCAUAUCCCCCACCAUUUCUGCAAUCUUCCACACCUUCACGUCUUAGACCUUGCUCACAACAACUUUUCAGGUACCAUUCCUAAGUGUUUGAAAAAUAUGACUUGUCUAGUCGAAGUUAAUGAUGCAUGCCAGAAUGUCUCCUGGUAUGCGGGAUAUCUUGGAAAAAGUGCAAUAACGUUAAAAGGGAAAGAGCUCGAAUAUGAUGAUGGAAACUUAGCCUUGUGGGGAAAUUUGAUUGAUCUUUCGUCAAACAAUUUUGAAGGUGAAAUCCCUGAACAAGUAGGCAGUCUGGUUGAAUUGAGUACGUUGAACUUGUCGAUGAAUCAAUUAACUGGAGAGAUUCCUUCAAGCAUCGGAAAAUUACGUUGGCUUGAAACUCUUGAUCUCUCACACAACCAGCUUUCAGGACAUAUCCCUCAAAACUUUUCUUCUUUAACCUCCCUAUCUCACUUGAACUUAUCUUACAACAACUUGAUUGGAAAUAUACCUUCGGGAAACCAACUCCAAACCCUCGAUGAUCCAUCUAUUUAUGAAGACAAUCCGUUAUUGUGUGGGCCUCCUCUUUCAACUGUUUGCCCUGGAGAUGAUACACGUUCAAGGCAGACUUUUACUUCAGAAGAUCACAGUAAAGAUGAAAACGAAAUGUUUUGGUUUUAUGUUGGCAUGGCACUUGGUUUCAUUAUAGGCUUUUGGGCUGUUUGUGGAACGUUGGUCCUAAAGAAGUCGUGGAGGUAUGCAUAUUUUAAAUUCUUUGACAACGUGAAAGAGAAAGUAGCCUUAAUAAUUGCAUUGAAAGUAGCUCGUUGGCAAGGGAGAUUAUGAUACGAAGAGAAAAUAAAAAUCUGCAUGUGUGUUUUGGUGGGCUACUCGUCCGACUGUUGCUGCUGAAGCUUACUUUUGAAACUUGUCUUAGCUUUUAAAUUGUUACUUUUGCUAGUUUUUUAUUUGGUUUGGCUUGUUUUGUAUUAGUGUGCUUUCCUCACUUUGUGUUUUGAAGUCUCUCACGAGGGGCUUUGGGUCUUUUUGUCCAUUUCAGGUGUUAUUCUUUUAUUUCUUCAAUAAAUUUCUCUCAUAUUGUCGAGAUUGUCAAAACAAAG
This is a messenger RNA of Prunus persica (peach), 3380 nucleotides long. RefSeq names its product probable LRR receptor-like serine/threonine-protein kinase At4g36180. Gene Ontology annotation, molecular function: protein binding. The transcript has a single exon. Lineage: Eukaryota; Viridiplantae; Streptophyta; Magnoliopsida; Rosales; Rosaceae. The coding region runs from base 181 to 3105 and encodes 974 amino acids. The record is from RefSeq and is a predicted model, not a curated record.